AUGGUCUGCUUCUUUUAUACUCUUUACUCUUUCAUAUUUGCUUUGCAAGUGAAAGGAAAAUUCUCUGAGGUGCUUAUCGAGAAGGUUAAGGUGUACUUUAUAAGUGUCGGACUGGUGAUCAAGGAACUUUGGAUUCUGGAAGACAUAAUAAAAAGAAAGACUUCAUUGUUUAUUGCUUUCAGUGUGUUUUGUAAAGAUUCUAAGACUUCAAUUCAAUCCACCGAUAAUUUACGCCAUCUGCACGUAGUUGAUGAAAAUACAACAUCUUCUUCACAACCUACAGGUAGCCCUGGUAAUAAUACAUCAGGAUCUGCAGGUAAACAUAAAAAAGUGUGCCAGGGGCUUUUGGAUGACAUUGCAGAUGGUGCUAUAAAACUAGCAAGUCACUCAACACCAGAUGUUCUUAAAGAACUUUUGUUUUCAUCAUCAGAAGAAGCUAAAUUAUUUAGAGACUGUAUACGAACUGUUAAUAAUCAAUUUGCAUUUACAUCAUUGGGAGUGAAGUGCGAUAAAAAUUUAACAAAGCGUAAUCAAGGAAUUUAUACUUUUAAAAUACAAGGGCAAAUGUAUCAUUUCUUGAAUGAUUUAGAAGCAUCACAAAAUCUACAGUUAUAUUUUCAUGAUACUGAACAUGAAGUUGCCAACCGAUUUAAAGCCUGCCCUAGAAUAUCUGAGUCUAUUAUUGAAAAAGUUAUGUAUGUUCUUAGAGACAAUCCAUACGCCAAAUUUUUCAGAACACUUAAUGAGAUAACAAAUUUUGAUGAUUAUAAAAUCACUUUGAAGACUUUUCCUGAACUUGAUCAAAGAGUUUACAACAAGCCACAAACAUCUCAAGUAGCUGCAUUAUGGCUUGAUGUUGAAGACAAUCAAGAACCAUCUGAAAGAGAUAUAAGAAUAUAUAACCGUAGUGGCAUUCCGCAUAAAAUACAAUAUUAUUUUGGUUGCUAUGAUCCCCUUCAAUAUCCUUUACUUUUCCCUUUUGGCGAACUUGGGUGGCAUCAAGGAAUAGAAAAAUUAAGAACCACUGUCUCAAAAAAGGCAGCACAAACUUAUGCAUCAGUGCCUAUAAUUUCACCUUCAGAUAUGGAAUCUGCUGAAGAUUUAAUUGAAGCUGAACAUGGUGGUACAGGAAAAACUUUUCUUUACAGAGCUUUGUUGGCUGACAUUAGAUCGAAAGGUUAUAUAGCCUUAGCAACUGCUACUUCAGGAAAUGGUGUAGAACCCACAUGUAGUAACAAUUCAGUGCGUUUACCUCCUUCGCUUAUAUUGGGUGAUGCUAAUACAGAAGAUGCUCUUGAACAACUAAUUGCUAUAAUUUAUCCUGAUUUGCAAACUACUCCAGUACAAAAUGGCAACUAUGGAGAUAAACAAAAUGAUACAAAUCCGAGUUUUCAAAUGAACAGGGCAAUAUUAUCUACUAAAAAUAGAUUUGUUGAUGACAUAAAUAACAAAUUAAUUAAUGCCUUUCCAGGUGAAAUGGUGGAAUAUCUCAGUUUUGAUGAAGUAGAUAAUCCUAUUCAUAAAGGUCUUUAUGAAGAUAUAAUAAAUUCUUUAACCCCAGGUGGAAUGCCCCCUCAUAAAUUACAGUUAAAAGUAAAUGCUCCUGUUAUGCUACUUAGAAAUUUAGAUCCUACUGAAGGCUUGUGUAAUGGAACACGACUUAUAUGUAAAAAAUUAAGUCGAAACAUUAUCCAUGCACAAAUAGCUGUGGGAGACUUCAAAGGGAAAAACGUUUUUAUUCAUAGAAUUCCAUUGAAGCCUUCCAAUGAUGACCAAGUGCCUGUGGCUUACACAAGAACACAAUUUCCUAUUAGGCUAUGUUUUGCUAUGACUAUUAAUAAAGCUCAAGGUCAAACACUAGAAUCAGUCGGUAUUUAUUUAAGGGAACCUGUUUUUUCACAUGGACAACUAUAUGUAGCAUUGUCUAGUGCAAGACAAUCAUCAGACAUUAAGUUUGUAAUCAAACCGCCUUUUUUCAGCCCACAUGAAUUUGACAUCACCAAAAACGUGGUUUACAAUGAAGUUUUAGAGGCAGCUUCAGUGACAAUGUCGAGGAUAUAUCUGCCGAUUAAGGAAAUUACGGAAAACACCAACAACUGGACUGCGCUUAUCCAGGUUGUUGAGAAGCCACCCGUUCAUCAAAGCAAAAAUGAUUCAACGAUGCAUUAUCGCAGAUACUUAUUCACAGAUAAAGAGGGCACAAAAGUUGCUGCAGUUGUUUACAACACUGACAUCGACGAAUUUGCACCACCGUUGCUCAUGCCAUACAAAAGAUACUACGUUUCCGGAGAAAAAGUACGUCCAGAGAUACCACUGUAUCAGGUUGGUGAUUACAAGUACAAAUGGACUCUGGUCAAAGGUACAAAUGUUGAAGAAUAUGAAGAACCCCUGCCCCCACAACUUCCGUGCUCAAUUGAAAUUCAUCCGUUUGCAAAUUUGCACAAAUAUGCUGAUACAGAGAAUCCCAGGAACUUACUUGCAGUUGUUGUUCGUGCUUUUCCAAUAAAGACUAUUGGUGCUAACACAACACGCGAACUAAUCAUUGUCAACAAAGAAAUGAAACCAAUGCUUCUUACACUAUGGAAUCAGUUCGAGACAGACCACGGUACAACACUGGCUAACACAAUUGCAUCAGCUAACAUUCUCCUCGUUAUGAGAAGCCGAGUGACCACAUUUCAUGGAUUGUCGUUAUCGACUAAAGUAGGGACUUGCUUGAUGGUUAAUCCACCUAUAGCUGCCGCAGCCGAUCUCAAACAGUGGUAUAUUCAGAACAAAGCCUAUGUUGCAAAGCUUAUCGAUGAAGGAGAAUAUGAAAACACAGACAAAUUAUACCCAUGGCCUGAAAGCAAUGAUAUAACUACUGUGCAAAAGGCAAUGGCAUCCCUCAAAUAUUUAAAAAACUACUGCAAUAAAGAAAGGAUUCUAUACGAAGACUUGUUGGAUAAGUGGAAAAAUCAAGCUCGCAGGCGACAGCAAUCUUUAUGGUCAGCCACGUGCAGCAACUGCCGCAAGAAUUACAAUAUGCCGCCAAACACGGCAAUGAAAUGUCGAAGCUGCCAGGCAAAUACUUACGUUGAAGCAAGGUGUCGGAUUCCAAUGGUGAUUAAGGAUGAAACAGGAACUUUAUAUGCAAUGAUCUAUGGGACUGAUGCAGAGAAAAUUAUCCCAUUCAGCGGGAAUGAUUUGUAUGAAGCAGAGAAAAAUGGCCAAGACUUAAAAGGUGAAAUUGAAGCAUUAAUAGAAAAGCACAGAGUUGUAUGUUUCAUUAAGUAUACCGAGUCUGCUUAUCAUACAAUUCUAAAGCUCUAUACCGCUGACGACAUGAACACCGAGAAGAAUAUGCUUGAAGACCAACCCCCCAGAAAAGACACACCCAGUUCAUCAUCACCUCAGGUUGUGGAAAAGCAACUCUUCACCCCAACACUCAAAAAUGUACUCCAGUCUGUUUCCAUGAAAAUUGAGAAAGAUCCAAGCAUAGGAAGUUCAGAAACACUUGUUAAGAAACGCAUCAACUUUGAAAGCCAACCAACAGCCUCUUCCUCAAUCACAACUGCCGCGCCAUCAAAACAAGCUUCACCAAAACCAAGCCAGUUCAAUCCUGAAACACAUGCAGAUCUACCUGCCAGCCCUUCAAAGAAAAGUUGACCCAAGAUGGAUUGACGCCUCGACACCUCCAGCUUUUGACUUUUGGCUCACCACCUCAAGCUUUUGACUUUUGAACUAGAAAAACAUGACGAAUGGAUGCUUCUUUUGUGUGCAAAUUCGAAAUUUGAAGGAUUAGAAAAACCUAGCUAAAAACUUAUAUUUUUGUGGUCAAAUCCUUUACAGAAUUAGAAACAUCUAUAUACAUAUAGAUGCUUUUGGAUUUUGUAAAAGGAAAAUACUCAAUGUGCUAUGCUAAUGACUAUGCUUUUGUAUAUGAAUCUUUUGAUCAUCCAAU
Messenger RNA from Striga asiatica, 3940 nucleotides. The record is from the annotation of a GenBank genome assembly. NCBI's taxonomy places the organism in Eukaryota, Viridiplantae, Streptophyta, Magnoliopsida, Lamiales, Orobanchaceae.